Prunus avium (sweet cherry) is the source of this 547-nucleotide messenger RNA. NCBI's taxonomy places the organism in Eukaryota, Viridiplantae, Streptophyta, Magnoliopsida, Rosales, Rosaceae. The record is from RefSeq and is a predicted model, not a curated record.
UGGCUCCAGAGUAUGGAAUGGAAGGAAUAGUUUCAACAAGAGGGGAUGUUUACAGUUUUGGAAUUGUAGUGAUGGAAACAUUCACAAGAAGGAAGCCAACAGAUGAGAUGUUUGUUGGAGAGAUGAAUAUCAAGCAAUGGAUUACAAAAUCACUAUUACCAGAUGCAAUAAAAGAUGGAGUUGUGGAUGGUAAUUUACUUGGGACAGAGCAGGAAGAUGAUGAUUUUGUGAGCAAGAGGGAUUGUUUAUCAUCCAUUAUGAGAUUAGCUCUCGCUUGCUGUGCAGAAUCACCAGAAGAGAGGAUAAAUAUGAAAGAAGCUGUAGCCACACUCAAGAAAAUCAGGACAAAGUUUCUGAAGGACAUUGCAGGAGGUGUUCUGUUAAACCAUCCUCUUGUUCAGCACUUCAAUUAAUGAAUUCUAUGACAUAUAUAUUUCAUGCACUUUGACUUUUAAUUUCUGUCUUUAAUUGAUGGACCAAGUCAUGCUUUUUGUUUUGAUGUUUAACUGAUUGUAUGCUGGAGACUAGACUAAUUGUACUACAAUUU